AUGCCGAGGAAAACAGUGAUCAUGAUGUGGAGAGAAGUGGUUCAGUUUUUAAUAAGCGACCGUGACAGAGACCCGCAGUGUAACCUGCAUUGCUCCCGGUCCCAGUCCAAGCCGCUGUGUGCCUCUGACGGCAGGACGUACGAGUCCAUGUGCGACUACCAGAGAGCCAAGUGCCGCGAGCCCAGCCUGAGCGUCACGCACCGCGGCCGCUGCAAAGAUGCUGGCCAAAGCAAGUGUCGAUUAGAGAGAGCUCAAGCACUGGAACAGGCAAAGAAGCCCCAGGAAGCAGUCUUCAUCCCAGAAUGCAAUGAGGAUGGAUCAUUCAUGCAGGUGCAGUGCCAUACCUACACUGGAUACUGCUGGUGUGUGACACCUGAUGGCAAGCCUAUUAGCGGCUCUUCUGUACAGAACAAAACUCCUGUAUGUUCAGGUUCUGUAACUGAUAAGCCAUCAAGCCAGGGUAAUUCAGGAAGGAAAGAUGAUGGUUCGAAGCCAACGCCCACCAUGGAAACCCAACCUAUUUUCGAUGGAGAAGAAAUCACAGCACCCACCCUUUGGAUUAAGCACUUGGUCAUCAAAGAUUCCAAAAUGAACAGCUCCAGUAUAAGGAAUUCAGAAAAAGUUCACUCCUGUGACCAGGAGAGGCAGAGCGCCCUGGAGGAGGCCAGGCAGAACCCGCGGGAGGGCAUCGUCAUCCCCGAGUGUGCUCCUGGAGGGCUCUACAAGCCAGUGCAGUGCCACCAGUCCACUGGCUACUGCUGGUGUGUCCUGGUGGACACGGGACGACCCCUGCCUGGCACUUCCACUCGGUAUGAGACCCCAGUGUGUGAAAGCGAUGCCAGAUCGAAGAGCACAGAGAUUGAUGAUCCCUUCAAGGACAGAGAACUUCCAGGCUGCCCAGAAGGGAAGAAAGUUGAAUUUAUUACCAGCUUACUUGAUGCUCUGACUACGGACAUGGUACAGGCUAUUAACUCAGCAGCACCUACUGGGGGUGGGAGGUUCUCUGAGCCAGACCCCAGCCACACACUGGAGGAGCGAGUGGUGCACUGGUAUUUCAGCCAGCUGGACAACAACAGCAGCAAUGACAUCAACAAGCGGGAGCUCAAGCCUUUCAAACGCUAUGUGAAGAAGAAAGCCAAGCCCAAGAAAUGCGCCCGGCGUUUCACUGACUACUGUGACCUCAACAAGGACAAGUCAAUCUCCCUUCAGGAGCUGAAGGGCUGUUUGGGAGUCAGCAAGGAAGGAGGUAGCCUGAGCAGUUUGCCCAGUGGAAAAAGACAAGGUCUUAACCCUUUCAUAGGUCGCUUGGUGUAGCAGCAGAAGACAAGAAGGGAAGGCAGGAGCUGACCCAAAGGAAGAAAAGAUCCAGUGACAGAUGGACAGACACCUUGCUGCUUGUGAGCAAGCACACAGCAUCAGCGACAUCCAGUGUAGCAGAAGUGGCACCCAGAACAUUUGCACUUUUAAAAAAAAUUGGUUUGGGUUUGUUUUUAAUUGCCUUUCAAUGCCAUUAUCUAAUACUUUGGAAAGUGGAGGGGAGCAGGAUCAUGACUUUUAAAAAUUGGAACAGCUACUGAUGAUGUAAAAUUGAGUUCACUGAGACUCAAAGAAUUUUAUAUACUGUAUAUAAAUAUAUAUGUAAAUUGUACAGUUGUCUUGUACAGGGGUUGGAGUCACUGUUCUGUUCCUCCCUUUGCUUUUGAAGGCUGUUAGGGUUAGAGGGACACUUUGAAUUUAAUGGAUUAUAGUAAUGCAUUCAUUUCUGCCACCAAACCAUCAUUCAGUGGCAAGCUUUAACAGCACCUCCACGCAGAAAGGAACCAGUGUAUCAGCAUGAAUUGUUCUUGCAGAUGUGCACACAGCACCCUAGGUACCAAAUGCUUCUUGAGAGCUGCUGAACCCCUUUUCUUACCAUAAAGCUCUCUGAAACUCAGGCAAUUGGGCUUUUGAGGGCACAUAUUUCAUGUAAAUUGGUACACUGCAAAGCUGCCUAACGUAGGGAUAGAAAGGGUUGUAUUAGGGAUGUACAAAAGUAGUUUGUGCACCUGUUGCAAGCUGGGCAGAAAUGAAAUACAAAUGCAUUGCUAUUCAUGCUCAGAUAACAUGCUUAGCAAAGAUGUGCCAUGCCUCUGGAAUCUAAAGCUGUAGGAAGGAUACGGGAGCCAUAGGCUGAGUGGAGUCAGUGGAGUGGAGUCUUGCAUCUUCCUCUCUAACAAAGUGUUCAUCUGUAUGUUGUACAACAAUAAACAUUCUGAGAAGCCUGCUAAAAGCAGCAUUAGCCUGCCUUGUGCUUUGCUGAAGAGCAAAGAACAUACUUGUCAGUGCAGACAGACACAGUUGUGCUGCUGGUCCCCAAGAGCCUGCUUUACUUAUGUUUCAGCAGGACAGCUUGGGCCGUGCUCACUGGUGAAGGUCUGUCAGCAGUGACUUUUCUUGUCCUUGGUGGCUGUGAAUCCAAGCUCUCCUCCUGCACAGUGGUGUGCCUGCCCUCUUUACUGGUUUGCUGUUGCCAGUUCCUCCUGGGUACUGUGACACUGGGGUGUGAGUAGCACUAACAGCAAAGGCUUGGAGUGAGGAGUCUGGUGUUCUUGGAGGCCACAGGGGCUGUGUCAACCACUAGCAGUUUUACCAAAGUCGUUUCUUUGGCAGGGGUGCCCAUAUCAGCAAUCCUAGAUUUGGGCAGAGUGUGAUGGGACACGCAGUGUUUUGCUUUGUGUAUUUCCAACCACUGAGCAGCCUCCCAUUUCAGACCUAGUGAUCCUUCUGCAACUUAUCUCUGGACCAAGAACCUGUUAGAAGAAACUGUAGUGAAGGUGAUGAAAUCACAUGCUAAUAUGAGAUCACACCAACAACUACUUGAAACAGGUUACUGUAGAGACUGGACUUAUCCCUCAAGGCUCUGUUGCUUUGGUAAAAGAUGAUACAACACAGCAUCUUCCCUCUGUCAUGUCAUCAUGACAAUAGCAUGAGAUAAAUAUAUCACCAAAAAAAAGUGUCCUGAUUCAGUAAGUUAGUGCUUGUUGACAAAAUGGAAAGUUAAAUAAAAGAAAAACUAGGAAGCCUUUCUAUAAAUAACUGUUUAAGGGUAGUAAUAACUCUUCCUCUGGGAAGUAUAUUUGAGCUAAUUAAAACAUAUGGCAUGGUUGAAAACACCUCUGGUAGUAUCUGAAAUAUACAUCAUGCCAUCAUAAUAUAAAGAAGUCCUCUCUUUAGCAAGAGCAUAUCCUGCUGCUGAAUCCUCAUGGUUUCUCACAUGGAAUGUAUGUGCUUUUCUGGCCUGCAAGCUCCCACUUUCUUGAUUGCUUCUUCUCUUUUUGUUUUUCCUUUAAUGCCCUGGGCACAUCUUUUGUGUAUAGUUAGAAAUGUCCAUGUCACACUCACUAAUCCCAUUGUAGGGAGUAAAGAAUGAAAUCGACUGUAUAAAAAAAAACCCUCUCCCUUUUAAUAUUCUAGUUUUAGGAAUUAAAAGUUCUGGCUGCUGGGUUGGUUGGUAUUUGGUGGUUUGGGGGUUUUUUGGGGGUGGGGUUUUCCUUUGUUUGGUCGGGGGGUUUUUUAAUGUAUAGUUAUAUCCAGCAGAAACAGACAAUUGGAUGCCUCUAGGAAUUCUAUCAGCCAAGCACUGGGGCUGGGCAAUGCCCCACAAGAUUGUGGGGGGACUGCAGAGCUGCUACAACUCACUGCAUCUUCUGGAAAUAAACCAGCCAGUCACCACUCCUGCUUGUUACAUAAAUCCUUCUGCUGACCUCCUUUCUCUCAUCCUUGUGUCCUUCCCCUCCAAAAGGCCUGCAUUCACGUGUGGUUUGCUACUAAAAUUGGGUCAGUUCUUCAAGGAAGACAAGCAAGGGGUGGCUGUUGGUUAACUUUGGUGUUCCUGGGUAUUCCUGUUGCUAGGCCAGGGCUGACUUCAUGAAUGGAUUAGGGACCAGGCAUUACACUGCCUUCCCUAUCACAAGACAAUUCCAAGUCCCUGCAUCCUGACUUGCUGAAUCUGUGUGGGUCCCUGAGCAGCUUCUGGCAACACUUGUGCAUUGCCGUGGAAGGCCCAAGCAGCACGACUGUGUCAUGUCCAGGCAGAGGUCAGGUUACUCGUUCUGGGUUUGUGUCAGAGGGUUGUGCAGAGCAUACUGGUCCUGAUUGACACAGCCCUUGCUAUGAGCUGUCCAACAAUCUGUACUCUUGGUUUUAUUGCCAGUCCACCUGGCUGCUAGGCCAAAUUGUCCUAAUCUGGUGGUUGUAAUCAAUCUCCUGCUCUGCCUUGCAGCAGUAGCAUCUUUCUGAAGCUGGGACACAGGGAGUGUCAACGUUGUGUCUGAAAGCAGACCCUGGGCAUGUGUCUCCUCAUCCUUCAAGUCCUCCUGGGCCUCUCCAGCUCUACUUUGAAUGAUAGCUGAAGAUGGCUGGGACAGAGAAGAGAACCAGGACUUGACAGUCCAAGUCAUCUGUUCUUCCUGCCAGAAGUAAAAAAUCUUUCCUUUCUUGCUGAUCUUCCAAGGGCAUAGUGUGUUGUAGGAAACUGCAUUACAGUGGGAUUCAUUUGUGUGAAGGCACUGCUUUCCAUAGCCUGAGUUUAUAAUGAACUUACCCUCCCCAGUGCAUUUCUGCCUAUGGCAAAUUUGUUAAACCGAAAGGCAUCUGUUUGGUUUUGGUUUUGUAAUAAAA
This is a messenger RNA of Ficedula albicollis (Collared flycatcher), 4659 nucleotides long. RefSeq names its product SPARC related modular calcium binding 1 (gene SMOC1). Gene Ontology annotation, cellular component: basement membrane. The transcript is spliced from 13 exons. Gene Ontology annotation, biological process: extracellular matrix organization. The record is from RefSeq and is a predicted model, not a curated record. Gene Ontology annotation, molecular function: calcium ion binding; extracellular matrix binding; protein binding. The coding region runs from base 1 to 1314 and encodes 437 amino acids. NCBI's taxonomy places the organism in Eukaryota, Metazoa, Chordata, Aves, Passeriformes, Muscicapidae.